AUGAGGUUUUUCCAACCAAUUUUUAUCUCGUCGCUAUUUGUUCAAGUCGCUUUAAGUUUCGAUUGGAAUUACAUCAACUACAACCAGAAACCCCUAUCACCCAUUGCGAACAAGGUCACCAUCAAAGCUCCUCCUGAUACCGACAUCUGGAGGGCAGAACCUGUCAAAGACAAUUUCACUGCGCCAUAUCUUUAUACCACAAUCAGAGCCUCAGAGUUUGAGUCUGUCCGUGUGACCAUUACUGCUGCCUGGAAGACCCUCUAUGACCAGGGUGGCCUUGUAAUAACCUUUCCUUUGGAAGAAGGACCAUUGAGAUGGAUCAAAGCUGGCAUCGAGUAUGCUGAUGGCCAUCCUAAUCUUGGUGUUGUGGCCACGGAUCGCCUGUCUGAUUGGAGCUUGAGUCCCGUUACCGACACUUCAGCCGGAAAUGGCACGGUGACAAUAGAAAUUGAGCGAGAUACUUCAUACGCAUGGGUUUAUGUGAUUGAAGGCGCCCAAAGGCGGGUGCUCAGACAAGUGACAUGGGCUUUCAGUGGUGGUGCCUUUCAAGAAAUCGAUGUGGGAAUUUAUGCGGCGAAGCCCACCAGGGAAUCUGAGGAAGGUCGCGAGUUCGAUUCGUUGGCGGUAUCGUUCUCAGAUUUUGUUCUUAAGACGAACUGCGCCCAGUAG
Molecule: messenger RNA, 669 nt
Organism: Penicillium canescens
Lineage: Eukaryota; Fungi; Ascomycota; Eurotiomycetes; Eurotiales; Aspergillaceae
Product: DUF1349 domain-containing protein
Exons: 1
Coding region: 1-669 (222 amino acids)
Source: RefSeq, a predicted model, not a curated record